UCCGCCCCUGAUAUAACCGAAAAAGAAUCCUUAAAACUAACCACAAAUAGUCACUUUUAUUAAUGCAAAACAAAAGUUUUCUUUAACGAAUUAACGUGUACAUACGUGUUUUGUCUACAGUGCGUACGCGUGCAGACGUCUUUCGUUCUGAUAAUAGUUUUGAGGAUUAUUGCAAUCAUCCUUGUAUCAAAAUGUCUACCACAUCGCAAAAACACAGAAACUUUGUAGCUGAGCCAAUGGGAGAUAAGCCUGUGACUGAGCUUGCUGGUGUUGGAGAAGUUCUAGGAAAGAGAUUAGAUGCUGCAGGUUUUGAUAAAGCAUACGUAGUCCUGGGGCAGUAUUUAGUGUUAAAGAAGAGUAAGGAAUUAUUUCAAGAAUGGAUGAAAGAUGUGUGUUCAGCAAACGCGAAACAGUCAACAGAUUGUUAUCAAUGUCUCACUGAUUGGUGUGAAGAAUUUUUGUAAAGUAGUCUCGACUAGAUUCUACUUAAAUGUUCUUUUAACUCGUAAUUGUUUGCAUGAGGGUCAAACAGAUCCACAAGCUGUGAAUUUAUUGCGUAACAAAAUAUUUUACAAAAUGUGGAGUUUUUAAUUUCUAACGCUUGACAAUUAUUAUUUUAUGUUUAAAUUACACGUUUCAGUUUAUAAUUACUUACGAAUAAAAACAAAAUUUUACGUCAAAAUCACGCAAGCUUUUAUGAGUUAAAAGAGCAAAGAAUUAACUAUAAAGUUUUAUAACAUAUAACAUACGCAAAAUAGAAAUAUAUUUUAACAUUUGUACAGUUUCAAUUUAUCUUGCUUAUAAUUUUGAACAGUAAACGUAAAGUUCAUUUUUGCAAAGUAUUAAUAAUUAUUACGUGUUGUAUUUUGGAAUUUAUUAAAACAAUUUAUUCAUUU
Molecule: messenger RNA, 896 nt
Organism: Monomorium pharaonis (pharaoh ant)
Lineage: Eukaryota; Metazoa; Arthropoda; Insecta; Hymenoptera; Formicidae
Gene: baf
Product: barrier-to-autointegration factor
Exons: 3
Coding region: 192-464 (90 amino acids)
Molecular function (GO): DNA binding
Source: RefSeq, a predicted model, not a curated record